CUCAUUCAGUCCUCAGCAAAAUGAGAGGUUUCAUUUUUAUGUUAUUUACCUUCUCUGUUAUGCUUGCCAUUUCAGAAGCAAGGACUGAAGGAUCCAGGAAGCUCUGCGGGUCCGAGUACAUACGCACGGUCAUCUACAUCUGUGCCAGCUCCGGGUGGAGGCGGCAACCGGGGGCACUCCUGCAGGGUCAGCAAGCCGAGAGAGGAAACCACUUCCAGCUGCCAAAUGAACAGGAGAUUUCUGAGGAACGAGCAGCUCACAACCUUCCGAAGAUGGAUUUCUCAGGGGAGGAAAGUCUUCAGGGUGAACAGCUGCCCCCGGAAGGGCUUUGGAGGUCAAAGAAGCACUUGGGGAUGUCAAGACAAGACCUACAAACCGUAUGCUGCACUGAAGGCUGUUCCAUGCCUGACUUGAGCACUCUUUGUUAGGACGAGAGCAAACCCCCAAGGGUGGCAGAGAUUUAGCACAGGUUUAAUCACAGCGUUCUACUUCCCAGAAUAACACUUACAUUGUGUCAUUAAACUAAUGGCUUUUGGGUAGGCAGUCUUUUCCUAAAAGUUGUGGAUGAAAGGCUAAAACCACUACAAAGUCUAUUUUCUCCCUUUGCCAAGGUAAAUGCACUGUUCUUUUCAAAUUUUAACUAAUCCUUUGAAAAUUUAAAUGCUGUGCAAAAUUGCAAUAAAAUUCCAUAAACCAA
Capra hircus (goat) is the source of this 697-nucleotide messenger RNA. It is a transcript of the gene INSL5, whose product is annotated as insulin like 5. Gene Ontology annotation, cellular component: extracellular region. Lineage: Eukaryota; Metazoa; Chordata; Mammalia; Artiodactyla; Bovidae. Gene Ontology annotation, biological process: positive regulation of feeding behavior. The transcript has 2 exons. The record is from RefSeq and is a predicted model, not a curated record. Gene Ontology annotation, molecular function: hormone activity. Bases 21 to 428 code for a protein of 135 amino acids.